AUGGCAGACAAGAAAGUCGCAGACCCAACACAAACAAACCCGCGGGGCAUCCCCUUCGCCCCCUUCGUCGACAAUGUCUCGGACUACGUCUCCUCCCGCGCAGACGUCGAACCCACAAUGCGCUCGUUCCAGGAAAUGAUCUCAAAGUACCAAUUCAUGGAAGUCAACACCACGCGGCGCGCCGCCGGACUGCGCGAGAAGAUCCCCGAUAUCAAGAAGACGCUGGAGAUGGUGACGUUCCUGAAGGCGCGGAAAGAGAGCUCGUCGGCGACGCCGCUCGAGACGAACUUCGAGCUCAACGAUACGCUGUAUGCGCGGGCGACGGUCGACCCGAAGGACACGGAGGAGGUAUAUCUCUGGCUCGGAGCGAAUGUGAUGCUGGCGUACCCGAUUGCGGAGGCGGAGGUUAUGUUGAAGGAUAAGCUGACUGCGGCGGAGACGAGCCUGGCGCACUGUGAUGAGGACUUGGAGUUUUUGAGGGAGCAGAUUACGACGCUGGAGGUUGCUACGGCUCGUGUGUAUAACUGGGACGUGGUGCAGAGGCGGAAAGAGAAGGCUGAGGGCAAGGAUGAGGCCUCAUAA
Molecule: messenger RNA, 582 nt
Organism: Aspergillus mulundensis
Lineage: Eukaryota; Fungi; Ascomycota; Eurotiomycetes; Eurotiales; Aspergillaceae
Product: tubulin-binding prefolding complex subunit PAC10
Exons: 3
Coding region: 1-582 (193 amino acids)
Biological process (GO): microtubule-based process; protein folding; tubulin complex assembly
Cellular component (GO): prefoldin complex; cytoplasm
Molecular function (GO): tubulin binding
Source: RefSeq, a predicted model, not a curated record